Molecule: messenger RNA, 2070 nt
Organism: Haemorhous mexicanus (house finch)
Lineage: Eukaryota; Metazoa; Chordata; Aves; Passeriformes; Fringillidae
Gene: CPEB1
Product: cytoplasmic polyadenylation element binding protein 1
Exons: 11
Coding region: 298-1743 (481 amino acids)
Biological process (GO): negative regulation of cytoplasmic translation
Cellular component (GO): nucleus; cytoplasm; neuron projection
Molecular function (GO): mRNA regulatory element binding translation repressor activity; translation factor activity, RNA binding; ribosome binding
Source: RefSeq, a predicted model, not a curated record
GCUGGGUAGCACUAAAACUAACUGUGCUCUGUCGCUGCUUCUCUCGUUGUUGCUGGGGGGAUUGCUGCCUCCAGCCUGGUGUCUGCUGUGCCGACGAGCCCUGCUUUGUGCUGCCUGCCUCCCCUGAUUUACUGGAACUGCUCCUCUUUCCUCCUGCUUCCGUCUUGUCUGUCAGGGGAAAUCGUCUCCUUUCUUCUUACCUUUAUUUUGUAAGAGCUGAUGCAGUUCUCUUGCAUGGCAGAGUGACGUCACUGUCAGCACAACAUCCAGGACUCUGAAGAAGCAGUGGCAAGCAGGAUGCUCUUCCCUACGUCCACGCAAGAGUCUUCCCGUGGCCUCCCAGAUACCAACGAUCUGUGCCUUGGCCUGCAGUCUCUCAACCUGACAGGGUGGGACAGACCCUGGAGCACCCAGGACUCUGACACUGCAGCACAAACCAGCACACAGUCCGUUCUCAGCAUGCUGAGUAACCCUCUUGGGAACGUCCUGGGGAAGCCCCCACUGGGUUUUCUGCCUUUAGACCCCAUUGGUUCAGACCUGCCAGAAAAGUUUUCCACACCGUCGCUGAGGAACUCCCGCUCCCUCCUGGACUCCCGCUCCAGCAGCCCCUCGGACUCGGACACCAGUGGGUUCAGCUCUGGUUCUGACCACCUCUCAGACUUGAUUUCAAGCCUUCGCAUCUCCCCUCCUCUGCCCUUCUUGCCUCUCAGUGGGGUGUCAAGAGACCCCUUGAAGAUGGGAGUGGGAUCCCAGCUGGAUCAAGAUCAAGCUGCCCUGGCUGCAGUAACUUCCUCCCCAGCCAGUGCAUCGAAAAGAUGGCCUGGAGCAUCUGCGUGGCCUUCCUGGGAUCUUCUGGACUCUCCGGAAGACCCCUUCAGUAUUGAGAGAGAAGCCCGGCUUCAUCGGCAGGCGGCAGCUGUGAAUGAAGCAACCUGCACCUGGAGUGGGCAGCUGCCUCCCCGAAACUACAAGAACCCUGUCUACUCCUGCAAAGUGUUCCUGGGAGGAGUCCCAUGGGACAUUACAGAAGCUGGGCUGAUCAACACUUUCCGUGUUUUUGGCUCCUUGAGUGUGGAGUGGCCUGGUAAGGAUGGCAAACACCCACGCUGUCCUCCCAAAGGCUACGUCUACCUGGUGUUUGAGUCGGAGAAGUCGGUGCGUGCGCUGCUCCAGGCCUGCUCCCAGGACCUGCUGAGCCCCGACGGGCUCAGUGAGUACUACUUCAAGAUGUCCAGCCGCAGGAUGCGCUGCAAAGAGGUGCAGGUGAUCCCAUGGGUGCUGGCCGACAGCAACUUCGUGCGCAGCCCCUCGCAGCGGCUGGACCCCAGCAAGACGGUGUUUGUGGGCGCCCUGCACGGCAUGCUCAACGCUGAGGCCCUGGCAGCCGUCAUGUAUGACCUCUUUGGAGGGGUGGUCUAUGCUGGCAUCGACACCGACAAGCACAAGUAUCCCAUAGGGUCGGGCCGUGUCACCUUCAACAACCAGCGCAGUUACCUGAAGGCUGUGACUGCUGCAUUCGUGGAGAUCAAAACCACCAAGUUUACCAAGAAGGUUCAGAUUGACCCGUACCUGGAGGACUCCAUGUGCCAAGUGUGCAAUGCCCAGCCUGGCCCAUUCUUCUGUAGAGACCAGAUCUGCUUCAAGUACUUCUGCCGCUCGUGCUGGCACUGGCAGCACUCCAUGGAGGUCCUGCGCCACCACCGCCCGCUGAUGCGCAACCAGAAGAACCGGGACUCCAGCUAAGGGGCUGCCGGGCCCGGGGCUGGCACAGGCAGAGUCCUGGGAGAGCCUGCCACGAGGAGAGCGCAGCGGCGCCCGCCGGAGCCAGGCCCGGCUGGGAACGUUCUUCCUGAGGACUGAUGGGGAAAAAACAAAAAUCUUACAUUCAUGUUUGCACUUGCUGGUCUUUUUGUUUCUGCACUAAUGCACAGUGAGUUUUGUUGGGGUUUGUUUGGGGGGUGUUUUGAGGGGGGGAGUGCCCCUCAAGCCAUUCUGCAGUUCCCAGACUUUGGUUCCUGGUUUGCUGACGAGAAGCAAAAAUUGAAAACGAAUAAACCCAACCAACCAAGG